Molecule: messenger RNA, 323 nt
Organism: Oppiella nova
Lineage: Eukaryota; Metazoa; Arthropoda; Arachnida; Sarcoptiformes; Oppiidae
Source: the annotation of a GenBank genome assembly
CAUCUGAUGGGGAGUAUAAAUGGCGACAAAUACUGCCCUUUGAUUGCAAACGCGACCACAUGUUGGACAGAAUGGGUGCGGCCAUCGGUCGCUGGAAAAUCAAUUCUAAGCGAAAUAUAAACUACAGAUCUUUUGAACCAAUUCUACGUCUAUUGAAGUCAAGCAUCCCGUCGGAGGCCCAGUAUUGGGCGGUCUGGGCGUUGGCUAAUCUGACGCGAGUUUACAGCCAAAAGUAUUGUCCACUUCUUCGUGAUGACAAAGGACUGGAAGUGUUGGAAGCGUUGGCCGACAACGAGUCGAUACCAAAGACGAUCAGACACUUG